AUGUCCCCCCUAGAAACGCUACCAGACGAGCUCUUGCUGCUCAUCGCCUCUUUUGCGAUGUCGCAGUCAACCAUCGCAGCUUUGGUUAGGGCUAGUCACCGCCUGUACUCGAUCUACGACCCCUGUCUGUAUCGAUGGAAUGUUGUCCAUGGCCACUGUUCCGCCUUGUACUGGGCUGCAGAACAUGGCAAUAUGGCCACAUUCCAAAAGGCGCUAGAUGCUGGUGCGCCUCUGUCAAUCGAACGUCCGCGCGGGGAACUUAGAAAGGGGCCAGUGGUUUUUCGCUUUGGCAGGGAAAGGGAGCUUCAUUUCCGUGACUUUCGACCACAUCCUCUGUCGCUCGCUGCAAAGGGCGGCCACGAGGCCAUUGUUCGUUUCAUCAUUGAGAAGGGUGCGAGUCCAGACAUGGCAGAUCCAGAGAGGUUUACGUUGCUCUCGCUGGCAGCUAUCCAUGGCCAUGUCUCUCUCACAAGGGCCUUGAUAGCCUUAGGUGCGCGGCAGAAUAUCCCAAGUUUCAUGGGACAUCACCCCCUGGCGCUUGCGUCCUACCAGGGUCACGAAGAAAUAGCUGCCAUCCUGCUCUCCGAUCUAAAGAACCAUUACAAGACAGUUUUCGAUGACCAGAUAAAGGAGGCUCUUGUUUCGGCUGUCACGGGCCGCCGUAAAGGGAUUGUCCAGUUACUGGUUAGUCAUGGAGCUGCGGUCAAUUUCUUUUACCACUUCUGGCAGAAUCUAUUGAACACUGCCGCCAAGAAUGGGGAUAUGGAUAUAUUGUUGUUGCUUCUCAAGCACGGGGACGGCUCAAACAGAACCUUGGACCCGUGA
Messenger RNA from Aspergillus lentulus, 825 nucleotides. The record is from RefSeq and is a predicted model, not a curated record. Lineage: Eukaryota; Fungi; Ascomycota; Eurotiomycetes; Eurotiales; Aspergillaceae.